Messenger RNA from Haliotis rubra (blacklip abalone), 1503 nucleotides. RefSeq names its product hsp70-binding protein 1-like. Gene Ontology annotation, molecular function: protein binding. The record is from RefSeq and is a predicted model, not a curated record. NCBI's taxonomy places the organism in Eukaryota, Metazoa, Mollusca, Gastropoda, Lepetellida, Haliotidae.
UGUGGAACUCUCCUUUACCAGGGGCAGAUAUAUCACUACUUCCGACGCAAAUGCCGACUGACGAUCCUCGGGAUUAGAUAUUCCAGAAACUUCUGGCAACACUUCGAUGUUUCUACAUAAAUCUUGUUAAGCGCAGAUUUAUAGAACAAACCCAUGCGUGCGCAGUUAUGAGGAGGAGCGUGGUAUAGACUGACUAAACCUUCAGCUGUGUGGAAGUCGGAAUCAGUUGAUACAGGAGGAACAGUUACUGAGUACUCGAGAUGGCAGAACCUGGUGACAAUGGUGGUGGCCGAGGCCCAUCCAGAAUACCUAAAGACAUGAAGGGUCUUCUCCAGUUCUGUGUCCAGGCCACACAAUCAGAGGAUCCGACCACUUCAAGUGAUUUUAGCCAGAUGUCAGAAGAGCGGCGGGAAUGGCUGGAGAAGGCACUGACUGACAUGAGCAUGAGCCCUGUAGAGAGGAUGCAGAUUUGUAUUGGUGUGGUCAGGAUGGAGAAAGAUGACGAUGAUGGUGUGGAGAAGAAAAUAACUGCACUUGAGGAGAUUGUUGAGUGGGCAGAACAGAUUGACUUUGCUAUAGACUUCCACAAGAUAGGAGGGUUUCAAAUCCUGCCUGUUCUGCUGAACAGCGAUGUUCCUGAUCUGCGAUGGACAUGCCUGGAUCUGAUCGGCACAUUGACACAGAACAACCCGUACUGUCAGGCAGCUGUACUGGAGGCAGAUCUCCUCCCCACACUGCUCCAGCUUCUGGACACUGACGUUGACACAACUGUCAGGACCAAGGCUCUGUACGCCAUCUCGUGUUUAUCUCGAGAUAACAGUGAAGCACAGAAAGUCUUCGUGGACAAGGAUGGCUUCUCUGUGUUGAUGCGGGCGAUGCAGUCUGACGUGGAGAAGCUCAAGAUAAAGUCAUCCUUCUUCCUCACCCACAUGUGCUCCAACCAACCAGCUUAUAAAGACAUCCUGUGUGAUAUUGGCAUGAUUGAUCAGCUGAUCGGACACCUAGGGGAGGACCACAGUCAGCUACAUGAACACCUGAUUAGCGCGUUGCUGACGAUCAUCACGGACCACAGUCGCGGAGUUACGGAGUGUCAGAGACCAGAGCUGCAGCUGCACCAGCUGCUGAAAGACAGAAUACAGCUGAUCAAAGACCAGGAGGAGUUUCAGGAGGAGAAGCAGUACGCCACUCAGCUGCUACACGUCAUCUCCGGUGGGGACUCACCUGCAGACUGUGGGGCCAGGUGAAACUGGCCGGAUGCAGGUCCAGAGGUGCCCGGACCACGUGACCAGCCUCCAGCAGCUGUGAUGGCUCAGUGAGCCUGGCGAUAUGCCGAUGCUAUAACCGACUGUUGAUGUGCACCAUUGUCCAUGGAAUCUGUGAUGUCAGCUCUUGUGGGCCAACUCCUAUGUUACAGCAUGUGCACCAUUGUCCAUGGAAUCUGUGAUGUCAGCUCUUGUGGGCCAACUCCUAUGUUACAGCAUGUGCACUGUCCAUGAAAUCUGU